GGCAUUUAACCUGUUGCAGCUGGAGGGGGCAGAAGGCGCUCGCUCUGUGGGGGGAGGCGUGAGCAAGAGGAAAAAAGGUUAACGAGUUAGCCGGCUAAAAUAAAUAAAGAAAAGAAGAAUCAUAGCAACCUGAAGCCACCUCAAAAAUCAAAACCUUCAGCCACCAACGACGAAGGAGGGUAGCCUUGUGGCUGUGAUUUCUCCCUCUCUUCAGUCCCCCCCCAUUUUUUUCUCAGAAUGUUUGCUAGACUUUGGGGCUCUGUGACUUCUCGCUUGCUGUUGGCGCUGCUGGUGCUUCUUCCUCAGGUUCAUGCCCACAGAGUUACGGGCCCCAGGUUUUUAAUAAGCGAUCGUGACAGAGACCCACAGUGUAACCUCCACUGCUCCAGGUCCCCAGCUAAGCCCCUCUGUGCCUCAGAUGGCAGGACAUAUGAAUCGAUGUGUGACUAUCAGAGAGCAAAGUGCAGGGAGACGAGCCUGAGUGUGGUUCAUCGAGGCAGAUGCAAAGACGCUGGUCAAAGCAAAUGCAGAUUAGAAAGGGCUCAAGCACUGGAUCAAGCAAAGAAGCCACAAGAAGCAGUCUUUAUUCCAGAAUGCAGUGAGGAUGGAUCAUUCACCCAGGUGCAGUGCCAUACCUAUACUGGAUAUUGCUGGUGUGUCACUCCAGAUGGCAAACCCAUCAGUGGUUCUUCUGUACAGAACAAAACUCCUGUAUGUUCAGGUUCAGUAACUGACAGGCCAUUAGGACAGGGUAAUUCUGGGAGAAAAGUUUCUUUUCGAUUCUUUUUAACUCUCAAUUCAGAUGAUGGUUCGAAACCAACACCCACUAUAGAGACCCAACCUGUUUUUGAUGGAGAAGAGAUAACAGCUCCCACCCUUUGGAUUAAGCACUUGGUCAUCAAAGAUUCUAAACUGAACAGUUCUAGUAUGAAAAAUUCAGAGAAAGUUAAUUCAUGUGACCAAGAGAGGCAAAGUGCUCUUGAAGAGGCCAGGCAGAACCCCCGUGAAGGGAUUGUUAUCCCUGAAUGUGCUCCUGGGGGGCUGUAUAAGCCAGUGCAGUGCCAUCAAUCUACAGGAUAUUGUUGGUGUGUUCUGGUAGACACAGGUCGCCCCCUGCCUGGUACUUCUACCAGAUAUGAGACCCCUGUGUGUGAAAGUGAUGCCAGAUCAAAGAGUCCAGAAAAUGAUGACCCAUUCAAAGGCAGAGAACUUCCAGGCUGCCCAGAAAGGAAGAAAGUGGAAUUUAUUACCAGUUUACUGGAUGCUCUCACCACAGACAUGGUACAGGCCAUUAACUCAGCAGCACCUGCUGGAGGCGGGAGGUUUUCUGAGCCUGAUCCCAGCCACACUCUGGAAGAGAGGGUGGUACAUUGGUAUUUUACUCAGCUGGACAACAACAACAGCAAUGACAUCAACAAGAGGGAGAUGAAGCCCUUCAAGCGCUACGUCAAGAAGAAAGCAAAGCCCAAGAAAUGUACGCGGCGCUUCACUGACUACUGUGAUCUCAACAAGGACAAAUCUAUCUCUCUACAUGAAUUAAAGGGUUGCUUGGGUGUCGGGAAGGAAGGAGAGAGCAUUGGCAGUUUUCCCCAUGGAAAAAGGCAAGGUGUUAACCCUUUCAUAGGACGUCUUGUCUAAGAGCUGAUGGGAAAGCAUAAACCAGACGGAGGGAAGGACAGGACAGAAUAUAUUGCUCGAAAACUCUCAAGUGGAACUGGAAACAUCCAAUGUAGCAGAAGUGGCUGCCACAACAUGUGCACUUUUUAAAAAAAUUGAAAGGGAUGAAAAUUGGCCUACUUAUAAUGCCAUUUUCUAGUACUGUGGAGAUGAAGAAAAAAAGGAGAACAUUACAUCUUGGAAAGAAAACUGAACAGCUACUGAUGAUUUAAAUGUUGGGGAUUACUUGGACUUGAAGAAUUGUGUCUUAUAUACUGUGUAUAAAUGUAAAUUGUACAGUGGUUUUGUGUUGGCCUUAGUGUGACUACGUUGUCCCUGCCUAGGACAUUUUCAAAGCUGGUUUAGAUUAAAGGGGCACAGAGGACCCUGGAAUCCAGUAAUGCAUUGAUUGCUACAACCAAUCCAAAUUCAAACCUAAAACCAACUUCUUUCUUGCACAACCAACAUCAUUAUUCAAAGUUGUUGGUUGCUCCUACACUUUCAUUUGAAUACUUCCUGUGUGUAUACACAUACACACACAAACACACAUGCAGAAAAAGUCUUUUGCCAUACAAAACACAUCUGGCAACUUGCUGGAAUUGGUCCCUGUGAGGCGUCCUUCCCUGGCUCUCCCUGUCAGGUUCCUACCUGCUCGUGGUUACUGCCUGUCUCUAGGCACCACCAGGGACUCCACCAGUCCGGACCGCUCUCUCUUAUGGUUUCUCUCCCCGCUCUAGCACAGAUCUCAACAGAUCCCCCUGCUAGGCAACCACCAGUAACGUCCCAAUACUAGUAUUCCCAGAGACUCUGAAUACUGGUAUUGUUAUUCUCUUCACCGCUGCCACCAUUUGUUACAGUUCCCCUUCAGCCUUGGUCAUUACCUUACCCUCCCUUCUGGUCUGUGAAACCCCAGCCAAGGAUCAGGCCUUUGGUAAACCAAAUUAAGUAUUUAUUACAGAUAACAAAGCUAACAAGAUUAACAAGAUUUCUUCUUAAGCCACAUAAGCAUAUGGUUUUAUUCAAUACUAAUCCGAACUCCACCUCCCUCCUGGCAAACAACUCUCUAAACCCCACUAACCAACCCACUCAGUUCUCUUCUCCCCCCCGAUUCCACUCUCACUCUUCCUUUUAUACAUUCAGCCAUUUUAAACACUCAGCCAAUCAUCUCGCAUUCUACUGCCCAUUCACUCCUCCUCCUCUUUCACUCCACUUACCAUGUAUCUUCUAAAACAACACUUACCAUAUAUACAUUAAUAUAGGAACAUCACAUUUCCCCCCCCUUAAACAACAGCAGAGUAUUAUUCCUGUUCCAGGAUUUAUA
Rhineura floridana is the source of this 2977-nucleotide messenger RNA. It is a transcript of the gene SMOC1, whose product is annotated as SPARC related modular calcium binding 1. The coding region runs from base 238 to 1638 and encodes 466 amino acids. Gene Ontology annotation, biological process: extracellular matrix organization. The transcript has 13 exons. Lineage: Eukaryota; Metazoa; Chordata; Lepidosauria; Squamata; Rhineuridae. The record is from RefSeq and is a predicted model, not a curated record. Gene Ontology annotation, cellular component: basement membrane. Gene Ontology annotation, molecular function: calcium ion binding; heparin binding; extracellular matrix binding.